CUUCUUCGAUUUCCACCCGUUUUCGUCGCUGGUUUUGUUUUGUAUCUGCGCUGUGGCCUUUUGCUGCUCCUUCUGCUGUCGGGAAGAAAGGCACCAACCAGACAGUCAGAAGACGAAUCAGGGACAAACCCGCAGGAGUCCCCAUUUUCAUCUGUCAACUUUUUUCGCAGCCGAGCAGGAGGUCAAACAGUUUGAAGAUCAUUGAGUGAUUGAUUCAACGCGAGAAAGUGGUGCCUUCUCACUCGUCAGCUGAGCAUCGGAACUGAUUUAGGUAGACACCCAAAGAGCUUCCCACCUUUCGGGAGGUGGAUAUUAGAAGAACCGGAAGAUGGCAUCCCUCAAGGAUUGGGACAUCAUCAAGCUUAGCACGCUGAUAACGAAUGUGGAUGCCAAGCUUUCGGCCAGCACUAGGACCGAUCGAGGCUAUCAGAUUCUGUGCCUGGUGCGGCGAAAUGACCAGAUUCUGUUCCGGUACAUCGAUGAGAAGGGCGAGGUGCACCUGAUGCUGUUGUGCUGGUUUGCAGAGAAUCAAAAGUGCAUCCAGGACGUGUGCUUCGACAAUAGCGAAUCGUGGCUGCUGGUUUUCUGUUACGAUAACACGCUGCACAUCGUCCCAGCACUUUCGAUCUGCGACAAAUCGGCCACAGUGGAGCCCACCUUUACCCGGGACGAGAUCACAUCCUUUAUCGUGCCCUUCAUCGGACCCCACGAGUGCCCAAAUCCACAAACCUGCCCCAACAACUCGCACAAUGUGUCCUCGGCCGCUCAGUCGCACCGAUCAUCAAUCGCAUCGGAAACAAGCGUAAGGUCAAGCCUAUCGGGAUCCGAACUUGGUGCCGCUUCCGGACUUAAACGAUCCGAAUCGAUGCACACGACGCACAAAAUAGACGAGAUUUUCUCGCUGAAUAGCAUCUACAAUCAGCUGCACGGGACGGAGGGGCAACAAUCGACCGCACAGGAUCCGAUCACACCGAUCGCGAUGAAGACGAUCGAGAACUUCUUCGCCGAAGGGAAGGACGAUAGAAUGGGCGCUAGCGGAAUGGACACGAAAGCCUCCACUCCGCAGGAAUGCUUCAGCCACACGAUCAGCUCCAGUAUUGAAUCGACAGUGUCGGUUUCGUGUCCUUAUCCGACGUGUUGUAGUUGGUGGGAAACACUGACCAACGAACCCCGGGCGAUCCUCGGAUAUUCGGAUGGAUCAAUUUGUGUGGUGGCGUUGACGCCGAACUGUCCUUUCUUGGGCAACACGAACUGCGAGCGAGGAUUGAUCGAGAAGUUGAUCAUUUGCCAGGACAACAGUAUGGAGACGAUCAGUUUGAUGAUCAACACCUCGACCAAGGAGCAGUGGAAGCUGCUGUUGGAGCAGAAAUCCAUCAAGUACACGUUUCCGGGAGAUAUCUCUCCGAGUUCUAGUCAAGAGUUGAAGGAGGAAAUGUUGAAAUCGUUGGGGGAUGGAGAGAAACCGAAUUCUGGGCUGAUGGACGACUGGCAGAUUGUGCUUUCGCUGCCUAAGGAAGGAUCGGGAAGCGGUGGGGAUCAAGGUACGAACAGUGGCGGAGAGAAGGGUUCGAGUCCGAGUGGAUCCGAACCGCAGUCUAGUGAUGAUUUCGAAAAGGUUGAAGGCGAGUGUUCGACUGAAGAUGGAAAAACGGACGCAAGAGAUCAGCAGGGAGCCUUACCGAAGUUGUUCCCAGCUGCCAGGGCAAGGCUCAUGUCCUUGAGGGACCUUGGCGCGAAAAAGAUUGGUACUCUGAAGCUGAAGCUGUCGGAAAGUAGAAUCAAAGCCAAAGAAAAAGAGAGAAUAAAAGAACAAGCGGCAAACUUGGCAGUUAUGGAGCUUCCUGGGAUGUAUCCGGAGAUAUUGACUACACCGGCUGGACCGUAUUUUGUAGUCCAGUACUUGAACGGGAAAUAUUUGCUGAGUGCCUUGCACUCAUAUUCGGAUACUCUUUCGGUUCACAGCAUGGAUAUCAGCUUGAUUCCGUUGCAUAUCUACAAAGUCCCGAAGCAGUGUAAGUCGACCGUUCUGACAAGGAACGUCAUCUACGUUACGCAUCAUCUAAGUUUGGGGUCGGAGAGAACGACCGAAAGCACAAACUCAUCGCCAGAUGCUAACCCGGAAACGGUUGGCGAUCUGUCGGAACAGCCUCGCCGUAACACGGAUAGCAGCAUCGAAAAUCUGGGUAGUAGUCAAAGUCAAACGCAGGACGAAGAUGCAUCAACUGAGACCACCAAUUCGGGCACCGUAAACGCUGUCUCGGUGGUCAGCUGCCAAUUAGCUGCGGUCAAAAUGGGAGACGAUUGCGAUUUCAAUGAACAUGCGAUGUUGGCGUUGUUCCAAUUUCCGGAUGAGAAGAUUCUGGAGAUCCAUCGAAUUAGUCCGUUGGGGGAUGGUAGCGAAGCGAAGGAUCCCGAUGACACGCGAUUCAAUGCACCAGAUGAAUCUGGCGAUGUUCGAUCUGUCUUCCAGAAGUCAUCCGUUUCCAACUAUCUGAAAAUGCAGCGCAUUCUCCGGAUGGACAAAAAGUUAGAAACUCACGAAAGCCAAGUGAUGGUCGGUGAAUUUCCGAAGGUGGAAUUCGAUCGAGCGGCGAUUGUCACGGACAAGAACUUGUACUCGCUGGAACUGAACGAUACGGCACGGAAUCUGUUCCUGAAGUUGGCUCACAAAUCUUUGUGGGCAGCUUGUGAGGACUUUUGCCUCACCUUUGGGCUUCCUUUAGCGACGUGUGUUGAGUACGCGGGAGAUGUCCUUCUGAAACGGAAGAAGAUCACGGAAGCCUUGAUGACGUACAAUGUGGCCCGCCUGUCGCCGAUGAAGACCGCUCUCAAGCUGGCCAGUGUGAACGAGAACGGAGCGCUGAUGAAGCUGUGUUCGAUGGCGCUGCGAAACUCACACAUCAUCAACAGCCAGUUUGUGAUGCACGACGUGAUGCGGAUCCUGGUGGAUGAGGCUCACCUGGGGAACGUGGUGUACGAUUCGCUGAUGAACCUCAAUGCCAAGGUCUCUCUGAAACCGAUCAACGCCGGAGCCCAGUGCAGUGACUUCUCCUACGAAAACGAUGACGUCUCGUGGGAUGUUCAGAUUUCCACCACGGCCCAGUUCCAUCUGUCCAAUCUGAUGCUUCUCACCUUGUGCGAGCGGUGCGUCCAGGACAAGAACUACAUCCCGCUGUGGAAUUUCAUCGUUACCAAUAGCAAAUACCAUACCAGCCUGGCGUGCAUCGUUCUCGCCCAUGGAAAGCUUUAUUCUUCCGUAAUCCUGUUGGCAAUGGUCCGCGGCACGUGUCUGGAUGUAUUUAGCUGGCUGAUCGGUAUCUGGGAGCAAUUGGUUGAUCAUCCUGCGGAAAUGAACGCCUACGUGUACAACCUCUCCAACGAGCUUUUCAUGGAAAGUCUGAUAUACCUGCAAGAAUACACCAUACAGUACUUCGAGAUGAUUCGCAAGUGCUUGGAAAAGUUUGACAUCAACGUUUUGGAGCGACUGAUCCGCCAAUUGAAUCCAUUUCAUCCAAUCUACCGGCCGCUGAUGCACAAACUCUCCAACCACGACAGCAGUUCAGGUCGCGAGUUGGACAAUGGUCUGCUUCUUUUCUGCAAAUGUCUGAUUGAAACUUUCCUAGCGGUUUCGAUUCGCUUGCAAAUGCUCAAGAUGCACAACGGCAGUUUCCUGAAUGCCUUGAAACAUGUGCGAGUUUUCUACGACGAAAAACCGGUCGAAAUGCGCCUGAAACAAUGCUCACCGUUGUCUGCUGGAUUUUCGCACGCUGGAUGUGUGAUGAACCGGGUUGCCUAUCUGUGGGGAUCCAACGGGGUCAACUGUGCCCUCAGCAGAACUUCACUCCAGGGCGAUCCCCUGACACCGAACGGAUCUCCGCCGACGGCGUUCUUCCUGAAGCAGUUGGAUCUCGAGGUGCUGGCCGUUCAGUGCGGACGAUUGCAUACCCUUCUGUUGACCAACAAUGGAGUUUAUUCGAUGGGAGCCAACAAUUUGGGUCAAUUGGGCAUCGGAAAUCAUGUCUUGAACGCCCUACAGCCAAUGUAUGUACAAUCCCUGGAUGGGAUGAACAUAACGCACAUUUGCGCCGGACAGUACCAUAAUGCUGUAGUGGCCAACGGACUGCUGUACACGUGGGGAUGGGGCAUUUUCGGUCAGCUGGGGCACGGUUCCAUUGCAGAUUGUUCUAAACCGACGAUUGUGGAAUUUUUCCGUAAAAAGAACAUACAACAGAUCGCUUUGGGUCACGCCCACACCUUGGUCCUCUGUCGACAGGAAUGCAAUACCAAAAACGUGCUAUACGUAUUCGGAUCCAACCACUACGGACAGUUGGGACUGGGUCAGGAAGACAGGUUCAACUUCACCGUCGAUACCCGGAAUGGCAAAUCGUUUGUGCUGUCGCUGAUUCCUCGUCGAGUAGAUUUCGACGAGGAGAUUCUCCUCAUCAACACCAAGCUGUUUGUCAAUUUGGUCCUCACCAAGAGCAACAAGUUGUACACGUGGGGUGCAUCGCCGCAGGCUCUCCGUCUAGCGAAUCAAGCUCGCAAGCGGGCAAGGUCAUCGCACAAAUGUCGGCCAAAUGUGAUGACACCGGCUGCAACGGCUGGUCCCUCUACCAGCCCUCCUUCGGCAGAACCGGAAGCUAAGACCGAUGGACCUGAGCCGGAAUCAAAAUCACUAACCGUGUCGAAUGUGCCCGAGGAAUCGAAUGAAGAGCAACAACCAAAGAUUGAACCGGAAGUGGAACAACAACCGGCCGAAGGUGUGGAUGAGACGCCGAAGACACCGAACGGGGGUCCUGUUCCGGAUAUUAAAAUUGAGGACACUAGUGCCGGGGAAGAAUCGAAGACGCCCGAUGUGGAUGAAAAAGCCGCCACUCCAGGAGAGGAAUUUGCCGAGCAUCUGUUUCCCAGUCUGGUCGAUACGACGCUCGUACAGGAUGAUAUCGUGAGGAUCUCCAGCGGAUUGUACCACUUUGCGCUGGUCACCUCGCGGUCGCAGAUCUACACCUGGGGCAAGAACAUCGAACGGCAGCUGGGCCGUGAAGGCGGCCGCAACGAAGUUCUCAUCCCCACCAAGCUGGACGCCGUAACGGGAGUGGAAUACGUCGAAUGCGGCGCCGAUUUCACCCUCAUCAUGACCGAGGACGGUGUCGUCAAAUCCUGGGGCAACAACAAUAUGGGUCAGUGUGCCAAGGAGAUCAACCAGGAGCGCAGUGGUGUUCCGGGAAAACUGGUGAGACUGCCCAUCUCCAACCGGCUGGUACGGAUUCCGGACAGUUCGCAGUUCAUCGAACUACCGCACGAGAUUAAACUACCUCCUAGCGAUGGAAGUCACGAACCGAGCAACCAAACGCUGCGAUUGAUCAAAUCGAUGCCUAAAUUCAGGCGAAACUUUGUUGUGAAGAGCACUCUGGAGAAGGUCAUUAGCAAUAAUAUUUCGACGAUCAGUUCCAGCUUGAAUGAUGUCAGCAAUACAACCGAGAUGGAAGAUUUCGUAGGCGAGCUGAGAACGGCGUUCGACUGCAGGAUUCAGAAUCAAAACGCCAGUACCAUGUCCUCGUUGCAGUCUGUGUCGUACGCCACUUCACCGACUUCGAUGGCUGUUGAUGACGACGAAGACGACGAGGGCCUGGAAGACAUGGACCAAGACGACAGAAGCUCAGAGUCAUCGCGACUGUGCAAUGAACGUCAUCUGCUGAGCAACGACUUCAUUCACUAUUGUUUGUACAUUUUCCACGGACUGUAUAGUCAGGACAAUAUCCUGGAGUUGACCAAACGCUGCAACGAGUAUCACAUCCGAAUGAUGAUAUUGAACUACGACUACGUAGAGGCGUUCCAUCUGAUUCUGGAACUUUUGUCCGGCUCGCUAUCUUCAUCGGCAUCACCAGUUACGGUCGCCAAAACCACGAUGAACUUGGUCAAAAUCUUCGAAUACUUCACCAAAGACUCCAACAUCAUCCCGAUGGACACGUCCAACUUCAAGUACUUCAUCUACGAACUGUUCAUGUUCUUCAUCAAACACAACAUCAACCUGGAUGUCCUGGAGGAGUACUUCCUGCGCAAUCUCGAGUACUAUCUGGUCCAGUUGGCGUUUGUGCUGUACUUUAGCAAUACGAACAACAUCUCAGCUGGUCUGCGAGGCAACGUGGACAGCGAAACGCUGGAAAUGGAACGCCGUCUGCUGGACAAGUUCAACAACAACGGCAACAACCUGCUGGCGGCGGAAGCCUUCGGGCCAAGCUCGCCGCAAUCAACGGGGAAGGUGGUCCGAAAGUUGGAAAACACCGAAACCAUCAGCAAAGCCCUGUCGACCAAGUUCAGCGUAAUGCUGUGCCAGAAGCUGAUGGAAUACUUUGAGCGGUUCAAAUGACUACAGAUUUUUGAAGACGACGACGAAAACGAGGACCGAUGCGAACGGUCCCGUUAGAUUUCUAUAUUUUGCUGACCGUAUAUGUUUUGUGCAAAUCAAGUCAGUUUUUCGAUUUUAUUUCAUAGAUUUGUAAAUCAAAGUACUUACUGAAACAUCACACUUUUCGUGUUGUGCAGAUAGCUUUUUAUAGUUUUUUUUUAUAUAUUGAUAUACCUAGGGAAUAGCUUGCUUAUCAUAUAUUUAUUGAGCAAAAUGUUGUGCGUGUGAUGUUGUAUUCUCCUACUCGUUUGCUAGCGAUAUUUUUAUAGAUAAUAUAUUUAACCAAUCUAUUUGGAUAACGGUCUGAAGCUACUAUGAACAGAAGCAAAAAGUCAGAGAAGGUAGUCCGUUUAGUUUCAGUGGAGUUUCUUGGAAGAAAAUGAAAGACUGAAAAUUUUACUGGAGAACUACUACCACUAGCUAUCGAAUUAACGUUACAUUUGUCAAAGCAAUUUUCUUACAAUACCACAGUGGUCAAAUACUAUGAAUAUCAAAAACCAUGUUUCUCAUACAGACAAAUGACAAGCACAAUUUUUCUAUGAUCUACAAGUUUUGUUAGUUAUACUGAAAUUCUACAACAUUUUGAUGUUUUCUUUGGAUUAAUUUGAAGCGAAUAACAAACAGUUUUGAUUUUGAGAAACACCGUGGUAAAAAGAUGUUCAAUUCAAUAGUUUUAGGUUAGUCAUCAAAUUGAUCAAACUAUCAGACCAUUUCUCCCUUGCAAUUCAUUACUCAUAAUUCUGUUUUUUUUUUUUUAAAUUAGGUAGACCUCAACUGAAAGCGUUGCAAUAAACUCAUCCGAUCGGCAAUGAAUAGCGUUUGUGGAUGGCUUCAUCCAAGUUUUUGCAGUCUCGCAGCAAGAACAACCCGCGCGAUCGGACUUACCAAUAAAUUAGCGUACUUAUAUUCGUCGCAAAACUCAUCGCGUAGUGCAAAAGUGAUAGAAACAAAUGGCAUUAGACUAUUGUUUAGCGCUUAAGAAAAAUAUCUCAAUAUUCUCUACACGUAAAAUAUCAAAAAUUUACACACCAUUAAAAAGCACUGUCUAGAGGAAUAAGUU
Messenger RNA from Aedes aegypti (yellow fever mosquito), 7469 nucleotides. RefSeq lists its product as uncharacterized. The transcript is spliced from 9 exons. The record is from RefSeq and is a predicted model, not a curated record. NCBI's taxonomy places the organism in Eukaryota, Metazoa, Arthropoda, Insecta, Diptera, Culicidae. Bases 329 to 6370 code for a protein of 2013 amino acids.